This is a messenger RNA of Effrenium voratum, 1241 nucleotides long. The record is from the annotation of a GenBank genome assembly. Lineage: Eukaryota; Dinophyceae; Suessiales; Symbiodiniaceae.
CUCAAGUUGCCCUGUGGGUUGCAGGAUGGGCAAGUGGCAGCGCAGGGCUUGCCGGCCAUUUGCCGCGCGGCUGAGGAAGCAUUUACCCAAGACCAUUUUGGCCUGGCAGAUACCAAGAAGCUACAAGCGCUUGCGGCGAAACCGCUGCAGAGAUGCGCGGCUGCCGCUGGCACCAGAAUCUCAAGGCUUGGGCACAUGUGAGUGUUCUGGGCAAUGUGAGAUGGGAAGCUGCUUGAAUGCCAUCAUGCUGGUGGAGUGCGGAUCGAAAACUUGCAAUUUCGGGGGCAAUGCUGCGCUUUGCAGAAACCGGCAAUUUGUGGAGGCACAAGCAGGAAAGCGUGAGCACUUGAUAGAGGUAUUUUGGACAGGGGCGACCAAGGGCUACGGUUUGCGGACACUUGUCCACAUUGCCAAGGGGCAGCUGGUUGCCGAGUACAUGGGGGAAAUAGCACUCCAGUCGCGCAUCAGUGACUGGCGCUAUGUUAUGUCAUUGCCUCAAGGCUUAGCGAUUGAUGCUUCAAAGGCUGGCGGGCCUGCGCGAUUCAUCAAUCACUCCUGCGAGCCCAACUGCGUGGCGCAGCGCUGGCUGGUGAUGGGGCGCUGGCGCGUGGGCAUCUUUGCAGCUCGCGAGAUCCCGCCCUCCGAGGAGGUCACCUUCAGCUACACCAAUGGUCGUGGUGGCAGCGGGCAGCGGGUGGACCCCUGCCGCUGUGGCUCAGCACUGUGCACGGGCCGCAUCGGGCAGCCGCCUCGAAAGUCAAGAAGCGCACGGGAGCCUGGGACUGAAGGGACUGAAGUGAAGGCGGUGGCUCGGGAGUUGCUCAACGACGUUUGCAUGGAUGCGAAGGCAGACGCGGCUGAAACCAUCCAUUGCGAUGUGCUUGCAGUGCCAGAUGAGGACACAGAGGACGAGACUGAAAUGCUUUCAAGCCUUGCUCUCUCUGCUCAGAAGACUUUUUUGGAGCAGUCUGAUCAGAGCAUGCAUGGUGCGCAAUGCACAGAGUUUUGCCACAGCUUCUAUGGGUCUCCGCCGGCGUGGCAGCACUCGCCCCAGCAGGCGAAGCAGCUGCUGGAGCAACAAAGAAUUCCUGGCAGAACGGCACUCGAGGAGGGAGCGCGGUUGGGAAUUUACUUGCCGUCACAACUGAAGAUCGCCUACAGUGAAGCUCAAUUGCUGAAGCAGUGAUGUGCACUCUAGUUUCGUUUCACAUGCGAAGCAGCCGGGGUGGCUAUUGCACGAC